AUGGCUAGAAGAGAACAUUACCAGCCUAGAUGUUCGCUUACCGAGAUUGAGGGGAAUCCUUUAGUUACAGCCUUUCCAUACGAUCAGACUUCCACGGCACGGCCGAAGUCUGACUUACCUGCUAUAAACAUAUCAAUCAACAGAAAGCCAGUUUCCACAUCCACGGUCAAUACCCUGGAUAGUCGGGGAUAUCAAAGUCUAAAACAAGGCUAUUUGGGCGACGAUAAUGCCAACAAGUCAGGAUGUGCACCUUUUGCGAUUAAGCCGCUGUGGCGUGUUUGGAACUGGGAGUUGUUCUACAUCUUUCUCAGCGUAUCCUCAUUCUUUUUGAUCGUGGCGGUCCUCUGCAGCUACGACCAACAACCUUUACCAGACUGGCCGCUGAAUAUCACUCUCAAUACCUUUCUGGCCUUUUUCACAACACUAGCAAAAGCGGCCUUCCUGUUUCCCGUAUCAGUCGCAAUAGGUCAGACGCAAUGGUCAUGGUUCCUUAAAGACAGACCUCUUCACGACCUGCAUCUGUUUGACCAAGCGAGUAGAGGGCCUUGGGGGUCGGUAAUGCUGUUGAAACGCAUCAGACACAAACACUUCGUUUCUCUCGGUGCAUUUCUGAUGGUCAUUAGCGCCCUCACUUCGCCUGUUACGCAACUUGCCAUCAAGUAUCCCGUCAAAGACUCUGUGGCCCCACGAGAGGAAGCCAAGGCUCCAGCCCUACGUAAUAUGACAUCCGAGGACGAUCGCAUGAACAUAGGGUCACGACAUGCUUUGAUACUGGCCACUUUGUCAGACACCACCAAUUUCCGGGAGCCUGUUGCACCCACAGGAGCGUUCUGCUCCACGGGCAACUGCACCUUCGAACGGUACCAGUCUCUGGGCGUUUGCGUGAAGACGGCAAACAUCACCGAACACUUGCGGGUCGAGGAAUUUGAUUCUCCUGACAUGAUCGACACUCUUGUGCUUGGUUAUCCGAACCCUGAUGCAAAGGUGUGGCGAGCGUCUCUCCCUAGCGGCUUGGAAAUGGCUCACCAAACACCAAUGUCGGCCAUGGUCGAUAUGCUCAACGGGAGUGAGACUUUUGCUUUCCAAGACGACAGAGAUCUUCAGAAAACUAGGAUAUCAUCUUUCACCGUCAUCUACACCAACCCGACUGAGCUUAACGAUACAUGGUGGAAAGAGAUCUCUGAAGCGGUAGGAAUGCCAUUUGCGUCGGACGCCAUCGGCGCAAUCCACGAUUUUCGUCACGAGGCAAUGGAGGUCAUGUAUCAUCUAUGCGUCCAGACGUAUGAGACAAACAUUUCCAUGGGCAUUGAAACAACCACUCUCGUCGAGACAUCUGCUGUACCCGUUGAACAAGAAGAUCCCUUCUUUCUUGAUAUGCGGUGCAAGGCACUUCUUGCGCAAGCUUCGCGUACGUGUAACCAAAGCGUCGACCGUUGGCACGAAACACUACAACUCAAAGAUCCGAGAUUUUUGACAAGGCUGAGCGAUAACUCGACACUUGAGGAAGAGCAUUUCAGUGCAAGCUACUAUUCACUAGAAACGAUGUCCUCCAUGUUAAAGACCGAUGCCGUGGGCUAUGCUAGUGCAAGCUACGUCACCAAAGAGUAUCGGGAUACAGCUGUUUUCUUCCGUGGACAAGAGUUCAUCAAGACUCUCUUCGAAACUGUCAUAUUUGGGAUCGACAACAUCAUCAACUCCACUCUGCGCCAAACUUGUCUGGAGAAUAUUCACACCAACAUUGCAACCAGCUUGUCAUCACACAGUAUGCGAGUCAAUCGGCCACUGAGGUACACCGCGAACUCUUUCAACAUCUCUGGCGAAGCAUUGACGCAGGUUUCAUACGUACACAUCACCUGGGGAUGGAUAACCGUACUUGCCGUUGAAAUCGGAGUUGCUUUACUCUUCUUGGCACUCACAAUCAUCAGCCAAAGCAACUUGAACAGCGGCCAAGCAUCGAGCAGGGAGGAGCGUUACGCGUUCCGGGAAGCCAAAAAUUCGUCCUUGGCAAUGUUUGUCGCCCUUGACGAAGUUUCUCGUGCCAGAGCAGGCGGUGGGCUUCGGCCAUUGGAUGAACUCAAAGGUGCUUCUAAGUCUCUGAGGGUUCGUUUUGAAGGUCGCCAGAUGGUCACGUCUGAUGAGACCGUUGUCGAAACCUCACAAGUGGGCGGUCGUAGCAUCUGA
Molecule: messenger RNA, 2181 nt
Organism: Colletotrichum godetiae
Lineage: Eukaryota; Fungi; Ascomycota; Sordariomycetes; Glomerellales; Glomerellaceae
Exons: 3
Coding region: 1-2181 (726 amino acids)
Source: RefSeq, a predicted model, not a curated record